AUGGCCGCAUCUAUUUAUGCUACCCCACCGCCAGACUUAAGCAGUGAGGACACAGCACUUUCCGAUGUCUCGAAUGCAUCUUCGCUAAAUAAUCGCAGUAGCAACAACAGCAACAGCAACACUACUAACAGCAACACAAACUACAACAACAGCACAACUACCAGCAACAACAACACAACCAGAACAAAUCCAGUAGCAAAUAAACAAAAACGCACAAUUUCCGAAGUCCUAGCCGGCAGUGGUGGUGGUGGUGGUGGUGGUGCAAGCCAAGUUGAUCAGCAGUCGCCAAAACGCUGCACUAGCGCAUCACCAAAAGCGUCUAACGGCGGCAUCACUACAAGUGCCGCAAUUACAGUUGAGGAGGCCAUUGAUAGUACAACAAUACGAGAUGAAGGGGUAAUUGACGAUGACGCCGACAUGUCAACGACAUCAUCGCCAACAGAAAGCGCCUCAGCUGCCACAAUAGCGGCCGUAGCAGCGGCAGCUAAUGCAGCAGCCAUGCAGCUGCAAUUGUUGGAGGCGCUCAACGAUGCUGCAAAGAAGAGACGCAAACAAAAUAAUCCCAGUCGUUUGGGGGCGCAGGCAGCAGCAGCAGCCGCCGCGGCAGCACUACAGCUAAACGAGGCCAAUGAAGGGGCGCUAAUCAAUGCGACUGCAGAAGCCAUAAUUGCAGAUAAGCCACCACCAACAACACUGCCAAUAGAUUACGAAGAGAAAUUAUCGAAAAUGUUCUUACCAAAGUCAAUGGAACAGCUGAAGGAAACGUUUGAAAUGUUGCAGCAGCAAAGGCAACAGCAAUUUGGAGACAUAUCACCAGAUGCGGGCGAGCAGAAAGCCACAGAGCUACAGGCAUCAGCCGAUGAGCGGCAGAACCCUUAUCACACGUUCUGCAAAACAUGUGGCGAGAACUUUGAAACCGAAUUUAAGCUUGGCUUGCAUAUGCUGCAGGAACAUCAGAAUGAUGAGCUGGAGCAGGGUAGCAUUGGCGGCGCUGUGGAGGAUGCACAACAAAAGGCGGAGCACAUGCCAUACGAUAUGCUUGGCGCAGUGAACGUAAAAAUCGAGCGUCCCGACUAUGACAACUCUACGUCUCCACCUGCCGCCGCCUCGAGCAACAAAAAUGAGAGCUCUACACCCAGCCUGCUGACAAAUGGCAAAGAACCCUGGUUGCACGCAAUGCCGGGCAUGGGUUUCCCCUUUCCACCGGAGGCUGCUGCUGCUGCUGCGCUCUCAGCCAGCGGCUAUCUGCCACUCCUUGGCAUGCCUGGCUUCCCCAGCGUCGACGGGUUAAAUCGUCCGCCGUUGCGCAUUUUCAAUCCCGAAGCUUAUUGCGAUCUCUGCAACAAAGAAUUCUGCAACAAAUACUUCCUCAAGACGCACAAGGCCAACAAGCAUGGCAUCUACGAUCCGGCCGUUUCGGGCAGCGGCGAGUGCGGCAACAGCGCUGCGGCUGGUGGGAAUAUGAAUGCCAUGACGCAAAUGUUACAACUUCAAAUGCAACAACAGCAACAACAGCAACAGCAGCAGCAGCACAGCAUGCAACAAUUGCAGCAGAAACAACAACUGGCCUUGGAAGAGGUUCAGCAGAAGCAACUCAGCGCACAAGCAGCCAACAGCGCAACCGCACAACAACUUACACCGCCCGCACCGCCGCCGGUGUAUUGCGACAUUUGCUCAAAACGUUUCACCAAUGUCUUCGCCAUGCGUCGUCAUCGCGCCAAAUCGCACGAACAGCUACCGCGUAACAGCCCUGGUGGCGAGCAGCCGAUACCGACGCCACCACCGCAGCCACCCCAGUCCACAGCGAAGUCAGAUACAGCCGCUGCUGCACAAAAUGAAACGAAACAUGAAUCGGUGGUCACAGAUGCUGCUAGUUCUGGUGCUGGUAAACAGUUCCAAAUGCCCGACGGCUUUCGGCAGGACUUCACGCUCGAACAAGAGGAAGUGGCUUUCACGCCACAACCACGCAAACUAUCGCCGCAAUCGCAACAGCAGGCGCGUGAUGCCAACUUCGCACACGAUAAGCUACGUCGGCUUGGCGUGCUCAAUCCGGAAGCUUUCUGCGAAAUCUGUUGCAAAGAAUACUGCAACAAGUAUUUCCUGCGUACGCACAAAUGGAAGCGUCACGGCAUAUUUGUGCCACCAGACGACGUGAAGGAUGAGCAACUGCAGCUGACGCAGAAGAUGUCAUGGCCAUUCAUGGGUCUGCCGGGCAUGCCGCUGAACUUGAUGAUGGCCGGCGACAAGGCGCUUAUGGCACAACGCAUGUUUGCGGCCGCCAAUGCAGCUACUUCCGCCACAGCCAAUGCCAGCGUGGAUGAGACGAAUCAGCACAUGGCCAAACGCAUCAAGCUCGAGCAAGUGGACGAGGACAUAUCACGCGGUAAUGACGAAAAUCAAGAGAAUAACCCUGAGGCUGUGGCGGGUUUGCAAAAUCUCCAAAAGCUCCAAUCAAUGAUACAACAACUCAAUGACUUGAAUGGCAAACGUUCGUUGGGCUGUCACCUCUGCGGCAGGGAAAUGGAGAACCAAUAUACGCUACAAGCACACAUUGUAACCGAACACGCUGGUCUCUUUGAUAGCAGUGCCAGUACGCUGCCGCUGAACUUUCAGCAACACCUAUUUCAGCAGCAGCAACAGCUGCAGGCCCAACAAGCGCUCAAACUCUCGCCAUCCGGCUCACCAGGUGUUCUACCACCGCUCAACGAGAUGCGCUGCAAUCAGUGCGAUCGCGACUUUGCCAAUAUACAAGAAUUCAAACAACAUAUCGCCGAAGUCCAUCUGCUGUCAGGUAGUCCACUCCGCGAAGGUUUUGUCACACCCGAACGUCCGAUAAACCCGAGUGCCGCAGCCACUAACUCACGACCGCCCUACACCAUCACACCCACCAGCAGCUACUGCGAAAUCUGCAAUAAGGAGCUGUGCAACAAAUAUUUCAUGAAGACGCACAUGCAACGCAUGCACGGCAUCGAAAUCGAGAAUGGCGCACAAAUUGGUGGCGUUGUUUGCAACAUCUGCAACAAGGAGCUUUGCAGCAAAUAUUUUCUGCGCGUGCAUAAACACAACACGCACGGCAUUGUUGAGGAGGGCGCACCGCUGCCGCAACCACGCCAGAACGGGUUGAGCUUCGAGGCUCAACAGCAACAGCAACAGCCGCCGCCACAGUCGCAGCAACAGCCACAACUGCCAGCUGCAGAAAAUGACUACAGUCGCGGACUUAACCAGAGCCCCUUUGGCAGCGGCAACUCCGGCGACUCCAAAUCGGACUACGCCAAUUAUACAGAGGUCUGUGUAAUUUGUACGCGCCGCUUCCGCAGCGCCAAGUGGCUCCGUGGUCAUUUGCUGAGCGAUCACGGAUCGGCGGGCAUUGAAAAACUGCGCGAAAUCGAGCAGCAGUACGGCCCGCUGUGUAAGUCUACUAGCCCCACGCUCAAAAUACCCAACGGCUCGGGCAGCUCCGGUCCUAGCGGCGGCGGCGGCGGCGGCAGCACUAGUACAGGUAGCAGCGCCAGUACUGCUGCUGGACUUCUACCGAACCCCACGAAUCUUGCUCAAGCUCUGCAAAACCUAAAUGCGCAACAUUUACUCGGCAACAUGCCCAAGAAUAUGUUACCUGGCAUGUUUGGUGUGGUCGCCGAACAGGCACUCCAAUCGCCGCGUCUGCAAGAGUAUCAGUGCACGAUGUGUCCCUUCACCACUCCCUAUUACGCAUUUCUAUUCAUACACGAACGCUCGCAUUCGCUGCUCGGUGGUGGUGGUGGCGUUGCUGGUGACCUGAGCGCUGCCGCCGCACACGACCAAUUCAUGGGCAGCACUGGUACAAAAGACGAAGCAGGUGGACGUGACGAGGUCAAAUCAAAGGCGGACAGCACUAGUAGUAGCGCAUUAGUGGCGGACGACAAAUUUCAAGUGGCUCCGUUGAUGCCAACUAACAGUGCUGCAGUGCAAGCAGCAGAGAGCAGCCGUGUGGAACCAACCAAUUUGUCAACACGCAUCACCACAUCGACUGGCAGCAGCAGCGGCAGCAAAUGCAAGUCGUCUAAAGAAAAUGCAGUGGCACAACGCAGUGUUAAGCAUGCGGACGCUAAGGAGAACCACAAAGAGGCCACCGCCAGCAGGGCGGCAGUCAAUGCGAAAGGGGAUAGGACCCGCACAAUCGCAACGUCACCCAUUCUCACAGCCGCCAACAUGCCGGCUCAACAGGAUGCGCUCAAUCAGUUAGCGGAGAAAAGCGGCAAAAUAGCUUCGUAUGCUGUGCCAAAAGACAGCGCUGCGGUUGUCGACAUGGCUGAUGGAGAACCACAAAUGCAAGCUUUCGUCUUGGAAUUGCAACAGCAGCGGCGGGAAAAGGAUGCAAUGGCGGCAGACGCUGAGAACGGUGACGCGGAGGAGCAAUGUAACAGGUUUGUGCCAGCUAUUGUUUAUUUGCCCGUUAGGAAACGCAUCUCAGGACCUGUAACUGUGUCUUUUAAUUUGACCCCAGCCUAAGGCGGUCAUGGUUGAGGGGUGGCAUGUAUGUAAUGUGUGCGUCCAUGGCUUGAGCAAAGUGUUGCCAGAUGGUUUUGCAAGCAGGGGGCCAUUAGCCAGAUAUGAAAUUGUUUUGUACUCAUGAACGGUAUAUGACUUAUAA
Rhagoletis zephyria (snowberry fruit fly) is the source of this 4630-nucleotide messenger RNA. RefSeq lists its product as uncharacterized. Lineage: Eukaryota; Metazoa; Arthropoda; Insecta; Diptera; Tephritidae. The record is from RefSeq and is a predicted model, not a curated record.